UCCUUCAUCAAAUUAAACCCUCCGAUCCUUUGCAUUCUCACCUAUACCGAGCUAUACAUAUAUAAAGCCUUAAUUAUUAAGUUUUGAAAACAUAAUAUAAUCAUGGCUCAACUCAUGCAUUUCCUCGUCGUCGCCGCCGUGUUUUGUAUUCUUGCAAUUUCGUGCGAUUGCUUCAAUCCUAAAGUGUUUAAUAUCUCAAAACCCAAAUCUGAAUUAACCUCAGCUGUUUGGUCUGCCGCCAGCGCAACAUGUGGUCAAAGUUAAUCAAUUUUGAUUGUAAAAAAUAAAACUAAACAAAUGCUCAAAGACACAAUUAGUUGAAAAGGAGAAUAUAUUUUUGUGAUGGACAAAAAUGGAAAGAAAUACUCCCUCUGUCUCAAAAAGAUUUACACGUUUCAAAAAAAUUGUGUCCCACAAUCCCUUACCCAUUUCUAUUAAAAAACCACUUUUACCCCUUACUUUUUCAAACCCUACCUAUCACAUCAUACCUUUUUCCUAAUAAUCUACACAUCACAUCCUACUUUUACCCAUCACAUCAAGGGUAUUUUUGGAAAGUCAACACAAAAUUAUCCCUCCCUUAAUUUCAACUUUAGUCAAAAUGGGUAACACUUUAUGGGACGGAGGGAGUAUUUUUCUUGUUUUAAAGAUCUUUUGAUGUAAAUUUUAAAUAAUAUAUUUAAAUAAUAUAAACAGGAAGUAUCUUUUAUGGAGUAAUAAAUUUUACACAAUUAUUAAAAUAAAUAAAUAAAAAUUAUAAAAACUUUGGUCAAACAUUAGAGACUAAAAUGUCAAAUCUGGUUGCAUGCGCAUAUCCGAAGGGAGUAGAGCUGAAAUUUGGGGUGGACAGUGGUUCCAGCGCAUACUACCUGGCUGUAUUGAUCGAAUACGUGAGUGGAGACGGAGAGCUUAGCGGUGUUCAACUCAAACAAGGCGGUUCUGGGAACAGCAGCAGCACUUGGGUAAGCAUGACGAGAUCAUGGGGUGCUGUCUGGAAGAUCGACUGCCCUGCCCCUGGCCUCGUUGCACCAAUCACUCUCAAACUCAUUGACGCCUCUGGGAAGUACCUCAUCGCCCCCAAUGUCAUUCCUACUGGUUGGAAAGCUGGACAAACCUAUCGAUCUGCAACUACUGCUUUUGUAUCUCCUUAAUUAAAAUAUUAAUUAAAUUAUUUAAAAAUACUCCAUCCUAGCCAGCCAGCCAGCCUGCAAGUCAAGCAAUAAUCAUAUCCUUGUAGUAAGGAUAUAUGUAUAAUGUAAUCCUAUUUCGUAUACUGCCAUGACACAAUUAAUAAUCUGAACUGACGUUG
Messenger RNA from Cuscuta campestris, 1306 nucleotides. Lineage: Eukaryota; Viridiplantae; Streptophyta; Magnoliopsida; Solanales; Convolvulaceae. The record is from the annotation of a GenBank genome assembly.